This is a messenger RNA of Psylliodes chrysocephalus, 2835 nucleotides long. The record is from the annotation of a GenBank genome assembly. NCBI's taxonomy places the organism in Eukaryota, Metazoa, Arthropoda, Insecta, Coleoptera, Chrysomelidae.
ACCCGUUUUAAAAAGUAAUGUCAACAUUAUCAUCGACUUUUAUUUAUCAGGUUAUCUGACUUAAUUAUUGUUAGUAUUAUUUCAUUCUGUGAACAGUACAGUCGUUCGAAACAAACAUGGCGACUAUUGCCGGAAACCUAGCUAAAAGAACUUUUGCAUCUUCCAGUACUUUAAAUAAUGUUAUUAAAAAUGUAACUGUGAUUGGUGGGGGGCUCAUGGGAUCUGGCAUCGCACAAGUAGCUGCCCAAGCCGGCCAAAAUGUAACUCUAGUAGACAUAAGUCAAGAUGUUCUCAAAAAAUCAGAAACCAACAUUCAAAACAGCAUCGGUAGAGUAGGCAAAAAACUAUACAAAGAUGAUCCUGCAGCUGGCAAACAAUUCGUAGAAGAAUCUUUAUCUCGCAUUAAAUACAUUUCAGAUGCGCAAAAAAGCGUAGAACAAGCAGAUUUAGUGGUAGAAGCUAUUGUAGAAAACUUGGAAAUCAAACAUAAAUUGUUCAAAAGUUUAGAUGAAGCUGCUCCAUCGAAGACUUUAUUUGCUUCGAAUACCAGUUCGCUUUCUAUUGGCGAAAUAGCUUCAGUUACUAAAAGAAAAGAUAGAUUUGGUGGUUUGCAUUUCUUCAAUCCAGUACCAGUAAUGAGGUUGCUGGAGGUUAUUAGAAUACCUGAAACUACAGACGAAUCUUACAAAGCUAUGAUGGCUUGGGGUAAAGCCGUAGGAAAAACUUGUAUUACUUGUAAGGAUACUCCUGGAUUUGUGGUGAACAGGUUGUUGGUUCCGUACGUCGCUGAAGCUGUAAGGAUGCUUGAAAGAGGAGAUGCAAGUGCCGAAGACAUAGACAUCGCCAUGAAAUUAGGUGCAGGAUAUCCUAUGGGACCGAUUGAACUAGGUGAUUACACUGGCCUGGAUACAGGUCUUUUUAUUCUAGAGGGAUGGCACAAGAAAUUUCCAGAUAACGAACUAUUUAAACCACCGCAAAUUCAAAAGAAAUUGGUGCAGGAAGGAAAGCUGGGCAGAAAAACUGGGGAAGGGUUUUACAAAUACACCAAAUAAAAUUUUAUUUUUAAAAUAAAUAUAAAUUACAGAAAAUAUGUAAAACGGAAACCAAAAAUAAAUUUUUAAGACUUGUUUUGCCAAAAAAACAUAGUAAAAUUAUUAUUACUUAAACACAAAGAAAAAAAAAUACAGGGUGUUCCAUUUUGAAUGGGACUUAUAAGUUAAAUAAACUUUGCCAGUGAUAACACCUUCAUCAUCUCUAAAUUUUUUUGUCUACUGUCCAAAAAUUUAUUUGGACUAUAAUUUUGUUUCUAUUUUUUUAAUAAAUCAUGUACUCUAGUUAAAAACCUAUAAAAAACAUCAAAAUUUAAAAAAUUUCAGAAUUUCAAAAUAAAUUAAUAAAGAACAUCCACCUUUGGGUGCGAAUAUCUCAAAAACCAAUACUUUAUGAGUUUAUAAUAAGAGCAUCUAAUUUAUGAAAAAAAAAUUAAAAUUAGAGUCCAAAAUAAGUUUUUGGAUAGUAAAAUUUAGAAGGGAUGAAGGUAAUACUUACCCAUGCCGUACGCCAUUGGCAAAGUUUGUUUAACUAGUUUUUUACUAAUAGGUGUAUCUGAAGACACUAGAAAAGUUUCCUAAAUUUAGUAAAAUUAUACUUAGUAAUAAAAAAAUUAGAGCCAUUAAUAAUUUUUUAAUUUUUAACGAGUCGCAUUUUACCCAAGAAUGUUUCGUUUAACCGUCUUACUUUUAAUUAAAAAAUCUUCAGUUUUUCUAUGUCCCAUUUUUAUAUAAGACCAUGUAUAUACCUAGAUAGAAAAAAUUAUUGCACUUAAGGUAGAAGUAUAGAAUAAUAAUAAAAAAUAUAUAAGUAAAAAUAAUAGUAAAAAUAUAAGUAAAAAUAUAAUUAAAAAUAUAAGUAAAAAUAUAAGUAAAAAUAUAAGUAAAAAUAUAAGUAACGAUCUAAGUAAAAAUAUAAGUAAUAAUAUAAGUAAAAAUAUGAGUAAAAAUAUUAGUAAAAUAUAAGUAAAAAUAUAAGUAAUAAUUUAAGUAAAUAUAUAAGUAAAAAUAUAAGUAAAAAUAAAAGAAAAACUAAAAGAAAAAAAUAUAAGUAAAAAUAUGAGUAAAAAUGGAAAUACGUAUAAUACUUAAAAAGUUAAGAUUAUAUUGAAUAUUUUAUUAGUAAAAAAGAAAAAUAGAAAAUUACUUUAUGUAAGAGUUUAAUAUCUCACUAACUUUAUUCCCGUCAGUUAUGUGUUUUCAAUUUCUUUUUAAAUAAAGUUUUUUUUAUAAUUUUUUUAAAUCACUAUAGGGGUAGGAUUAAUUGAAGACCCUGUAUAGGUAGACAAAAAUUAAUGCACUUGGGGAAAAGAAUAUACAACAAUAAUAAAAAAUAUAAGUAACAAUAUAAGUAAAAUUAUAAGUAAAAACAUAAGGAAAAAUAUACUUAAGUAAAAAUAUGAGCAAAAAUGUAAGUAAGUAAAAAUAUAAGUUAAAAUAUGAGUAAAAGUAGAAAUAAGUAUAAUACUUAAACAGGUAAGAUGAUAUUGAAUAUUUUAUUAGUAAAAAAGAAAAAUAGAAAAUUACUUUAUUUGAGAUUUCAACAUCUCAAUAACCUCAUUCCCGUCAUUGUGCAUGUUUUCAAUUUCUUUUUAAAUAAAGUUUUUUUAUAGUAUAUUUAUAUUUUUUAAAUCACUAUAGGAGUAGGAUCUAUUAAUUUUUGUCUAGUAUUUUGAAAGGAGUAUAAAAUUUUGUACGUUUAUAUAAUAAAGCGAUUUUGUAAAACAGAUCAGACAAGUAAAUAGAUUUUUUUGACAUAAUUCGUUACCUAUACAAGUAGAUAUAU